Messenger RNA from Etheostoma cragini (Arkansas darter), 2860 nucleotides. It is a transcript of the gene supt20h, whose product is annotated as SPT20 homolog, SAGA complex component. The record is from RefSeq and is a predicted model, not a curated record. The transcript is spliced from 24 exons. Gene Ontology annotation, biological process: regulation of transcription by RNA polymerase II. The coding region runs from base 311 to 2809 and encodes 832 amino acids. Gene Ontology annotation, molecular function: transcription coregulator activity. Gene Ontology annotation, cellular component: SAGA complex. Lineage: Eukaryota; Metazoa; Chordata; Actinopteri; Perciformes; Percidae.
GGAUAUCAAGAAUCAGUGGUAAAGUAGACACUUAGUGUGGCCCCGCCCACCACUGCCCAAACCGGAAGUUUAGCUGUUGUUGUCACACUGGAAGAAAAUGGCUGCUGCUCCGACUUUUUUUCAAUGAAGACACUGAUAUUUCAAUUUCAUUUCGUUUUCUUGCAUUGGAGCUACAAUCGACCGCUAUGCAAUCUAGGAGAUAAGUCCAUCCUUUUCGGGUGUGAAUGGUCACUUUGGGAAGGUGACAGUGUGGGGCAGAAAGGACAGCAUCGUCUACCGUCAUUCGCCUUGCAGCUGGCGGUGGACCACAAUGCAACAAGUUUUGGAAUAUGCAUUGGACCGAGCCGAGUACAUUGUUGAAAGUGCUCGACAACGACCAGCCAAAAGAAGAAUUUUAUCCGGCGGGAGAAAGAGUUUGUAUCAGAAGCUCUAUGAGCUCUACAUAGAAGAAUGUGAGAAAGAGCCAGAGUUAAAGAAUUUGAGGAGAAAUGUGAAUCUACUGGAGAAGCUGGUGUCUCAGGAGUCCGUAUCAUGUCUGGUGGUCAACUUGUACCCUGGGAAUGAAGGCUAUUCUUUAAUGCUCAGGGGCAAAAAUGGAUCUGAUUCUGAAACCAUCCGGCUGCCAUAUGAAGAGGGAGAACUCUUGGAGUACCUAGAUGCGGAGGAGUUGCCUCCUAUUCUGGUGGAUCUGUUGGAGAAAUCACAGGUGAACAUCUUCCACUGUGGCUGUGUAAUAGUAGAGGUGAGAGACUACAGGCAGUCUGGCAAUACCAAGAUGCCCACCUAUCAGAGCAGACACAUCCUGCUACGGCCAACCAUGCAGACACUGAUCUGUGAUGUCCAUGCCAUGACCAGUGACCACCACAAGUGGACACAGGAUGACAAAUUGCAGCUGGAGAGUCAGUUGAUUUUGGCCACAGCUGAACCUCUGUGCCUGGACCCCUCCAUCUCUGUCACCUGCACAGCCAACCGUCUGCUCUACAACAAACAGAAAAUGAACACGCGCUCCAUGAAACGUUGUUACAAGAGGCAUUCUCAAGCAGCACUGAACAGGCAGCAGGAGCUUUCCAAUCUGCCCGUACCACCCCAGCUACGACUCUACGACUACCUGCAGAAGCGAAAGGAGAGGAAACCUGCUCCUGUCAUAGACCUGAAGAUCUCAAAGAUUGGAAACUGUGUUGACAUGUGGAAGCAGAGCAACUGCCAACUAACUGUACCGAAGGAAAUUGAUGUGGAAAAGUACGCUGUGGUUGAGAAAUCUCUGCAGUUGGAGGACUCUCAGCCCACUACUGUGAUCUGGCCUGCUGAAGAAGUUAUAGAUGACUACACGUUUGAGUGUGAGGUCGGGGGCCAACCCCAGAGGACCAAGGUAUCUAUCUUCCAGUCGAUGGGAGACCCGCUGGUGUAUGGGAAGAUCUAUUGUGCUAAAGAACCAAAAGCAGAGGAAGACAGCACAGACCUAAAGCUCAUACAUCCCACUUUCCUGAUAGGCUCCAAGAUAGAUGCAGACCGGUUUCUUAAUCAGUACAAAGGGGUGUAUGAGAAAGAUGUAAAGUGUCAAGUCAAGAUGUCCCAUAACUCAGGCAUUGUGGGACAGGGGCCUCCCUCCCCCAGCAAAGAUGAGGGUGAUGGUGUUUCCCCACUGGUCCAGACGUCUGUUUUGGGAAAAGGGGUGAAGCACCGACCCCCUCCCAUCAAACUGCUUUCAGGAUCAGGCAGCAGCUCCUCAGGUAAUCUAUAUAGUUCACAAACCACCAGUGGUCUACUCAAGUGUCCUACACCCCCUCCAGCAAAAAGCCAGUCCCUGAACAGGAAGCACUCUGUGGAGUUGAGCCAGGUGGGCCUGCUGUCGCCUGCCUCCCUCUCCCCGAUGGGCUCCACACAGAGAUCGGGAACUCCCAAGCCAUCCACCCCUACACCCACCAACACGCCGUGCUCGACCCCCCACCCCACUGAUUCCCUCUCUGCUCCUCUCUCGGUGACCCCUACCCUUUCAGACCCCGCCAUGGCUCACAGCCAGUCGCAGCCAGCCCUGCUCACCCCUUUUGCCCAGCAGCAACUGGCUCUAAGCCAGCCGCUGCCCGUCAUGACCAUUCCCCUGCCUACCAUGGGUACGUCCAUCACCACGGGAACCACAUCGUCACAGGUCAUGGCCAACCCUGCAGGGCUCAAUUUCAUCAACGUGGUCAGCUCUGUCUGCAGUCCUCAGACCUUGAUGAGUGGCUCUAAUCCCAUGCUGGGUCCAGGCCUUAACCUGAGUGGAAUCCUGCCAUCUGGAGGGCUGAUGCCCACCAUGCAGUCUGGAGCACAGACUGGGAGUCAUUUUGGCCUAAACAGCAGCGCUGGCUUGAGACCACUGAACCUACUGCAGAUCCCCACUGGUCCUCUCAUCUUUAACUCUCUACAGCAGCAGCAGCUGUCUCAGUUCUCCCCACAGCAGAGUCAGUCAGCCACCUCCAGCCCUCAGCAGCAGGGGGAGACGGGUGACCAGGGGCCAGAACAAAGUUUAGGAAACCAGCAAACAGCCGUGAUCAACCUGGGAGUUGGAGGCUUCAUGUCUCCUCAAGGAGCAGUGCUGUCCCAGUUGGGCUGUGGGCUGGACGGGUCUGGGCCCCCACUGCCUUCUCCAAGGCUUCAGCAGCAGCACCAGCCACAGAUCCAAUUGCAAUUCUUGCAGCACCAAAUGCAGCAGCAGCAAAUGGCUAUGGGAGCGGCAGCUCCUCAGGCGGGAGCACCACGGCAACAUACCGCCAGCCAACCAAGAAGUAAGAGGAAGAGGAGCACGCCACAGCCCCUCCCUAAGUCAUGAGACUAAAAUCACACUAAAAAAAACCUUCCCCCAGCUACACAAGGACAUGAA